This is a messenger RNA of Pectinophora gossypiella (pink bollworm), 867 nucleotides long. Its product is annotated as alpha-(1,3)-fucosyltransferase 10-like. Lineage: Eukaryota; Metazoa; Arthropoda; Insecta; Lepidoptera; Gelechiidae. Gene Ontology annotation, cellular component: membrane. Gene Ontology annotation, molecular function: alpha-(1->3)-fucosyltransferase activity. The transcript has a single exon. The record is from RefSeq and is a predicted model, not a curated record. Bases 1 to 867 code for a protein of 288 amino acids.
AUGAACUUGCGAGAUGGAGAAGUUAUAACGAAUCCAAAUUACUUCGUACCAACACAGAAAAAGAAUUCGCUGCUGUCGAAAUUAGCUCCAGUGUUAUAUUUGCAGACGAAUUGUGAUACAUCGACCGAAAGAGACGCGUACGUCGAACAAUUGAUGAAGUUCAUCCAAGUAGAUUCCUACGGGAAUUGUCUUAAUAACAAAGAACUUCCGUUACAUAGAAUGUACAAGACUACUGCAGGCGAUAGUGUGACGUAUUUAUACCAUCUUUAUGGUGACGAAUUGAUGAAGCUAAUGGCAAGAUACAAAUUUGUGAUAACUAUAGAAAAUGCUGUCUGCAAUGAUUAUGUUACUGAGAAGAUCUGGCGCGCUAUAGAAGUGGGCACAGUCCCGAUAUACUACGGCUCGCCGCUGAUCAGGGACUGGCUGCCGAACAACAAGUCGGCCAUACUGCUGGAGGACUUCCCCACGCCGGAGCUGCUCAGCCAACACCUGCAAUACCUCCUGAACAACGACACGGCGUACGAAGAAUACCUCGAGCACAAGACGUUAGGCAUCGUAACGAACAAGGAACUGAUCCGAGAACUGAUAACCCGACCGUAUGAAAAUGACUUGGAUAACACCGUCAAAGCGUUUGAAUGUUUUAUUUGCGAGAAAAUCCACGAUAGGACGAAUAAGACCGUCGACAUUGUCAAUAGGAGCCAUUACGACUGUCCAAAUCCAACAUCAGCUUUGACGUUUUCACUGAAUCCUGAGAGCAAGUGGGUGAAAUAUUUGCCAGAAGCAAGAGCGAAAUUGGAUCAAAUAUAUAAAGAAGUCAAUGAUCCCGAUCAAACUGUGCGGCAGUCUUAUACACCCUGGUACGGAUAG